This is a messenger RNA of Ceratina calcarata, 4609 nucleotides long. RefSeq names its product trichohyalin. The record is from RefSeq and is a predicted model, not a curated record. Bases 292 to 3393 code for a protein of 1033 amino acids. The transcript is spliced from 5 exons. NCBI's taxonomy places the organism in Eukaryota, Metazoa, Arthropoda, Insecta, Hymenoptera, Apidae.
CCUCUUCCGUCGGGGGGGCCGAGUCAGAAGAGGCUGCGGGACCACUCGACGCCUACAAAGCGGAGAGAAUUUCGAAGCGAGAGACCAACCGACCGACCGGCCGGGCGCGGCGUCGCGCGGAACAGAAUCCACACACACACACACACCGGGAGAAGAGAAGGGCCUCGAGCCCUGUUGGGUCGGUACGGGUGCCGUUUCUUCGAGAGCCAGUCGAGUGUCACCGAUAGCGGAAUCGAUAGCGGCCCGAGGGCUUUCGUGCGCGCCGACGGAUGUGAUCUCGUUAACGGAAGGAUGCAGCCAGGGGUGACAGUGGUUCUGGCUACGGUCUGGCUUGUGGUGUACGCGAACGCGGUUGGGACGGCCACCCACCGUCCCUCCCGCCUUACCCUCGAUCAAUACUCCCCCUCGCACCGCCACCACCGACGCCACGGAGUUUAUGGAGGAACCGAGGAGGACCGACUCGGCUGGAAGGAUCGGAAUCCUGUCGAGGAUCACCAGGUCCACGCAUCGAUCCCCCAGUCCAGAUCUCAAAACAAACUUCCACCCAUACACGAAACUGAAUCAAAGGAAGACCCGUUCAAGGAUCUGGACUUCGUAAUUUACCGGUCGCGCGGCUACGGAAAGGACGUCAACAGCUACUUUUCGUCUUUGUCAGAAGACGCGAGACAAUCCAGCGAGUUCACAGAGGAAAGAGCAAACGAGGAAGACGAUGAGACAAAGGAAUCUUCGCGGCGCGAUUUGCCUCCGCCGGCCGAAUUGAAAGACCCUUUUGUGGCCGACGACACGUUCCAAGAUCAAGGCCCGGGCUCGGUCGAGAUAUACAAGUUAGACCUACUGCUGUUGGAUCCCACGCCUGCUACCAGGUUGCCGUUCAAGGGCAAGGUGCCGAAGAAGACCUGGCACUGGAAGAGCAAAGAGGCGAGCCCGAACAUACUCCGCAAACAGUCGAACGCGAUUCCGUUCGACGAGUCGCGCACGGAGAAUCCGGCGUUCAACGAUCCUUUCAGCGUCGGCGGCGUGCCGGAGCUGCAAGUCGGCUGCGAGGGCUUGGAAGCGUCCGACAUAACGAGCAGAGAGAAGAGAUCGAUCGAUGUUCCCAAAGAGAAGGGAAGAGACGUCGACCCGUGGACGGGCAUCACUCCGAUAACACUAGAUUUAGAUUACGAAGAGGAGGAGGAGGAGGAGAUGGACGAACUAUUGAAUCUUAAGAAACUAGAAACGACCACGGUCGGGACGAAGCGGAACAGGGGGGACAUGGAGGCGACUCUCGACUUCCACCGGGACGAGGUGGACGCGGAGAAACUACCGGUCCGCGGGGACCUGGGUAAGACCGGGUCUGGUAACGAGUCCGAGGCAGAGGGAAAGUCUCUGCAUUUUAAUAAAUCUAAGCGAGAUACCGGAAGCCUAUUCGCUUCUCGGGGAGCUAAUCAACGUAAAAUAUUGUGGCUCGAUGAUCCCGAGGAAGGGAAGAGGAGAUCACGCGACGUUUGGGGCUUCGCGGAGGACGAGGGGGUGGUGUCUAGCGACGAGCUGCAAACGGUGAACCAGAGACGAAGACUGGCUUACGAGCGACGGUUAAAGGAGGAAGAAGAACGCAGGAGACGGGAAGAGGAGUGGAAGAGACGCGAGACGGACAGAAGGAGUCACGCGGAAAAUCGGACUAACACCGACAUAGAGAAGAUCAGAGAGGAGUAUGAGAGAUCGCUGGAACUUAGACGGAGACAGGACGAAGAGCGGCGACGGCGAUUGCAACAGGAAGCUCAGCCGACGAACAGGUGGCAGAUGGAGGAAGAGCGGCGGAGGCUGCAAGAGGAACAGUCUAGGAGGAAUCGAUGGCAGGACGAAGAACGGAGGAGGCAGGAAUUGGAGUCUCGCAGAAGGUACGAUCCUCGAACGUACGAAGAGGAGAGAAAGAGGCAGCAGCAACAGGAAGAGGAGAUGAGAAGACGCGAGGAGAAUCGUUUGAGAGAGCAAGAGAGGCAGAGGAGACUGCAGGAACAGGAGGAGGCUCGUAGAAGGGAGUCGGACAGGAGGAACCUAGACGAGAGGAAGAGAGAGUGGAUGAUGAAGCAGAGGCAGGCGGAAGAAGAGAAGAGGCGAAGGCAGCAGGAUAGGAACGAACCCUCCAACUUGCUGUAUCCUCCUCGGGGCGGUUCCAACGACACCAGGUCGUACGACAGAGAAACGGAGCGGAGAUUAUGGGAGCAACGGGAGAGGGAGCGUCAGAGAAAGUUGAACGAGUACAUUGAACGCAAUCGACCGAUCAACGUAAACGAUUCGAUCGACCGACGGAGGGAGGAAGCGAACAGGCGCAGGGAGGAGGACGAGAGGGUGCGGAGGCUUCAGGAAGAGAGGAGGUUGCAAGAGUACAUUCGGCGUAAUCAACCGGUGCGCGUGUCGAAGGUGAACGAAUCGGAUGGAAGAAGCGUCGACUACAGGAGAGAGUAUGAUCGGUCAAGGUAUCCGGGUCCUGGAAGCGGAAGAAGAAAUCACGGUCCAUCGGCCCCGACGAAUAUCGAUCCGUGGACUGCAGAUGCCGGAAGGAGAGAGGCUGCGAGAAGGAUCGAGGAGGAGAGGAUCCGCGAGAGGCAGAGGAAGGAACAGGAAGAUCUGAGGAGAGAGGCACUGAGGCGAGAAGAGGAGCAGAGGUGGAUGCAGUCGAGGCGAUACGAGGAGCAACGAAAAAGGCAGCAGGCGGAGAGGCUGGCGAGAGAAGAACGAGAGAAGGCUGCUAGAAGAAGUCAGCUUGGAGGAUCAACGGAGAAUACGAGGGUCGGGGAUCGUAGACGAUUCCCGGAGCCGGGAAGGAGACAGGACACGAGUCUUAUUCCGGCCAAUUUAGUUUCGAACGAGUCGAGGAGAGCCGCGGAGAGACAAAGGCAGGAGAUGGAGAGGAGGCGGCUGGAGGCUGAGAGGCAACGGCAAGAGCAGCAGACCAGAGCAAAAGAGGCGAGGCAGAACGAGCAACGAGCCAGCCACUUGAAAGAGCUAUGGAGACGACAGGAAGAGGCCAGGCUGAACGCGUUGCCGGUGAGCGCGAGAAUAAUAGUCAAACCCUCAUCCGUGCCUAACGUGAUACCAAGGAUGGGAGGAGACCUCGAUAUCGAUUUCCCGGGAGCCAGCCCUCAUCGGCCUGGGAUGCCAGUGCCGAAUUUUCCUUCCCCGCCGACCAGGCAUGUACAGGGCCCUCCACCAUGUGUUUGGGCGGUCGUUCACUGUUGUACUUCGGUCACGAACAACCGGCUGGUCUUCUGUUUCGAGACGUUGGGCUGUCCCGGUGUCAACUGGGACCGAAACCCGUGCCGGGGCUCGAUCGUCAAUGCCGCGAGAGACGAGGUACGCAAAUUCUACGCCGAGAACGAUGAGAUGGACUCUCGUUCACGUUUUCACUGAUAAAACGAAAUCUGCUUCGGCCAGUCGCACGACAGUUCUAAAUGCAGGUUGAGCCUCGAAAUACAAGAAUUUUGUUUUAUUUAAUCACCUCCGUAAAAUCCAGUCGUUACUCGUUAUUGACUCAGCCUGUACGCGUUUCACCUUGUGUUCUUUUCGACUCAAGAUUCUGCGAACCUUCCGAACACGUUAUCUGACACACAAAUAAUUAUAUCAAAGAAAUCUGCAGAGAGGAUUUGUCCAGAGUCUUGAUGUAUAAUUUUAACUAUAAGACGUAACGUGCAGUAUUUGCUUGGAACAUACUUUAGGUCGAACAGGAGCUGCGCGGUGUUUUCUAACGAAACACCGGAGUCAGCGGUUUGUAUGGUUUGAUAGCAGUCAAACAAGCGAUGUCGAAGCCAUUGAAUCGUUACAGGCUCGCGGCAGAAACGAAACGGGCAUCGUGUUAUGCUUUACGGAUCUGAUAGCUAAUUCAGAGAGUUAGCCAAUAUUCAACAGAGAGUAACUAAUCGUUUAGUAUUGGCCGGACGCCCGGCUUCGCUGCCCAGUCAGUUAGCGUGUAAAAAUAUAACUAUAAAGAGAGAACGAGAGAGAGAGAGAAAGAGUGAGAAUGAUAAACGGUGUAUACGUGUAAUUAAGCAUGUUCGCUUCGCGUUUAACAAAUUAAGACACGAGUCGACGACAGAUGUUGCAAGCGAUCAAAACUAGUUCUUACGAAUUAUAUUACGUUGUCUCUAAUUGAAACUUUUUCAUAUAUCUCGACGAUGUUCCAUUGAAUUUCGUAGAAUACAUUUGUUCGUUCGUGUCUUCAAAUAACUGUUAACUAUGAGCUCUCGAUUUUUUCUUGUCUCGUAUAGCAGCCUUCGAGAUUUCAGCAGCUUUCUCACAUGUGAUAUAAUAGUUAGACUGUUAAUUCGCAGUAGCGUAACGAGUAUUAUGGUUGACCGAAAAGCUCUCUCAAGAACAACUGUAAUAUAUACGUGUAAACCCAAAGGAAAUGUAACAGUAAUUUUUGUAAAUGUGUUACGGAAGAGCGUAGUGACAAGAUUUAGUAUGUUUCGUUCUAAUUCGAUCAUUUAGGAAAGUAACAUAGAAAUAUUUUUCUACUCGAGGUAAAGAGGAAUUAUGCUUAGAGAUUCUUAGCUCGUUGUAACAUUCGCUGUAUGGAAUUUGCGUUACGAAUCUUUCUGAAUAAAGACGUCUAACUCAAAAUCCUUUA